Molecule: messenger RNA, 619 nt
Organism: Pterocles gutturalis (yellow-throated sandgrouse)
Lineage: Eukaryota; Metazoa; Chordata; Aves; Pterocliformes; Pteroclidae
Product: osteoclast-associated immunoglobulin-like receptor
Exons: 4
Source: RefSeq, a predicted model, not a curated record
AUGCUGCCCGUGACCCGUGUCCUAGCCUUCGGUGCUUGGCUGGUGGCUCAGAGCAAGGCUACACCAAGUGCCCCCACAAUCUCCAUCUUCCUGAAGCCGCCUGGGCUGAUCGCACCGGGAGGCUCCACCACCAUCUGCUGCAGUUGCCAGUGUGACAGUGGGAACUUUGUGCUGUACAAGGAUGGCCACCAGCUCCGUGCCCUGGAGCUGCGUGGCAGCAGGGCCGAGUUCUCCAUCUCUAAUGCCACUCGAGAGGACACGGGCGCCUACAGCUGCCAUUACCUGGAGAGAGGCACUGUGCUGGCUCGCAGCGAAACCCUGGAUGUCAGGGUGCAAGAGUUACGUCUCCCCAAACCUGUCCUCUCUGUCCUACCUGGGCCUGAGGUGGCUGCAGGGACUUACGUGACGUUCCGCUGCGCCAUCGCGCACUCCGGUGCUGGCUGUUUCCUCUACCUGGAGGGCCAGGUUGAAGCCUUCAAUUUGCCCCCAAAGGAACAUGACUUCAACCUCUCCCAUGUGCAUAAAAGCAACGAGGGCCGCUACAGCUGCCAGUGUUUCACCAGGAAUGUUUCAUUCCAAUGGUCUGCUGUCAGCAGGACCCUGGAUUUGGUGGUGAGAG